UUGAAAAGCCAUCACUGUCAUUCAAAGCUUAAUACUAAGGAAGCUUUUCUUUGUUUUUUAUUUUUUUAUUUUUUAUUUUAUUUUUAAUUUUCUUUCCAGACAAACAAGAAUUAAAUUAAUCCUUUAUAGAAAGCUCACAUAGAAUCUCUCUCUCUCUCUCUCUUGGCGAUUUUGGAUAAGCAAUGGCUCACGGUGGCUAUGGCAAGCGGAGGGUCAAGCCCGCCGGACGUCGAUCCAAGGCCUUGGCGGUAGAGAAGAAGCCCAAGUCCGUCUCUCUCAAGAACCAGAUUCGCUCCACCGAGCGCAUGCUUCGCAAGAAUCUUCCACCUGAAGUUAGGGAGGCUCAGGAAAAGAAGUUAGAUGAUCUCAGAAAACAGCAGGAGAUACAAUCUCGUCUUGCGGUAGAGCGCAAAAUAUUUUUACGAGACAGGAAAAUAAAAUUUUUUGAAAGAAGAAAGAUAGAGAGAAGAAUAAGGCGUUUGGAGAAACUCCAACGUGCCUCAUCUGGUCAGGCACAAGAUGCAGAGAAUGCUGAACAGCUAUCCAAACUCAAGGAAGAUCUUGAAUAUGUCAGGUUCUUUCCCAAGACUGAGAAAUAUGUCUCUCUAUUUACUGGAAAUGAUGAUUCAGACAUCAUUGAUAGGAGAAAUAGAUUGCGUGAGCAGAUAAAGGCCAAUUUAAUCGCUGCUGUAGCUAGCGGAAAGGAUUUGGAAGAGACAGGAAGUGAAGAUGAUGGGCUUUUGGAUCUGAGUGAAGAUGAUUUCUUCCUAACUGGAAGCUCAAGCGAUGAAGAUGCAGAUGAUGAAUGGACCGAUAGAAGUACAAGAGAACAGGCUUCCAGUGCGUCUGGCAAAGCAGCAUCUGGCAUGUCCAGUGAUGAACGAAAUCAGAGACAGAUCUCUGCUAGAGCCUUAAUGCCUCCUCCACGGCCGUCAGCUAAAUCUCUUUCAUCAUCUAUUCGUGCUAAGUCAAAAUUUGGUCCUUCAUCAAGCAAAAAUUCCUCAAAACUGAGAGCUGAAAUAUCUACAUCCAGCCAUACAUCAAAUAGCAUGAGUGGUUCUUCAUUCAAGGCUAGGGGAUCCUCAAAUUCGAGGAAUGCUCACAGUAGUAAUUUAAGCUCCAACUCGGAUGCUCAUAAACCCCGAAGAAAGAGGAGACCAAAGAAGAAAAAAACACAGGCUUAAAAUGAAAAGAGCUUGGUGCCAAGGAAAGAAAGGCUAAAAAAGAAAGGCUUUUUUGUCUAAUGCCCCACCAAAAGAAAGGCUUAAAACAAUAUCUAUAUACGUCAUGUCGUUCAGAAGCUCAGGACCAAUGUCAAAGUUUAUCAUGGUAACAAUAUCAAAUCAAUUAGGGGUCAAUUUUCAAUGCGUUAAAAUUUCAAUGUCAAAUUUUAAAGCCGGUGUAUGGUGAAUUUAUCAUAAUAACAAUGUCAAAUUUAAAAAUUUAAUUAAACACAUUUGUUCAAACA
Messenger RNA from Ziziphus jujuba (common jujube), 1468 nucleotides. Its product is annotated as rRNA-processing protein EFG1. The transcript is spliced from 8 exons. Gene Ontology annotation, biological process: maturation of SSU-rRNA from tricistronic rRNA transcript (SSU-rRNA, 5.8S rRNA, LSU-rRNA). Gene Ontology annotation, cellular component: nucleolus; preribosome, small subunit precursor. Lineage: Eukaryota; Viridiplantae; Streptophyta; Magnoliopsida; Rosales; Rhamnaceae. Bases 183 to 1184 code for a protein of 333 amino acids. The record is from RefSeq and is a predicted model, not a curated record.